Messenger RNA from Gekko japonicus, 3797 nucleotides. RefSeq names its product vacuolar protein sorting 4 homolog B (S. cerevisiae) (gene VPS4B). NCBI's taxonomy places the organism in Eukaryota, Metazoa, Chordata, Lepidosauria, Squamata, Gekkonidae. Gene Ontology annotation, molecular function: ATP binding; ATP hydrolysis activity. The record is from RefSeq and is a predicted model, not a curated record. The transcript is spliced from 11 exons. Bases 305 to 1627 code for a protein of 440 amino acids. Gene Ontology annotation, biological process: vacuole organization; endosomal transport.
UCCGCUCCCUUCUUCCUGCUCCCCCGCCCGAGCGUUUUUCGCUGCGCCGCGCGUGACGCCAUCAGCGCCCGGCCGGAAGCGGAAGGAGUGUUUGGUUUCGUUCCCACCGGCGGCUGAGAUCCUUUUGCGGAAGUAGCUCCAGGCCUGGUCCUUUCCCCCCCCCCUCUUCGGAUCCCCCCGACCGCUCUAGGGCUGAGGGCGGCCGGCUUUCUUUCAGUCACGACUCUUUCCUCCGCGUGGCCGGGCGGCCGCCUCAGAGACGUCGCUCCCCAGCUUCCUGGUCCCGCUUCAGCCCCCGCCCAUCAUGGCGGCCACGUCUAACCUGCAGAAAGCUAUAGACAUUGCUAGCAAAGCAGCGCAAGAGGACAAAGCAGGCAACUUCGAGGAAGCCCUCCACUUGUAUCAGCAUGCUGUGCAGUAUUUCCUCCAUGUUGUCAAAUAUGAGGCACAGGGCGACAAAGCAAAACAAAGUAUCAGAGCAAAGUGUACUGAGUAUCUGGACAGAGCAGAAAAGCUGAAGGAGUAUUUGAAAAAGAAAGAAAAGGCGGCUCCAAAGCCAGUGAAAGAAUCUGGUCCAGCUGAUGAGAAGGGGAACGACAGUGAUGGGGAAGGAGAGUCAGAUGACCCUGAGAAAAAGAAGUUGCAGAACCAACUACAAGGCGCCAUCGUCAUGGAGCGGCCAAAUGUCAACUGGAGCGAUGUGGCUGGCUUAGAGGGAGCAAAGGAAGCGCUUAAAGAGGCAGUCAUAUUGCCUAUUAAAUUCCCACACCUUUUCACAGGGAAGAGAACCCCUUGGAGAGGGAUUCUUUUGUUUGGACCUCCGGGAACAGGAAAGUCAUACUUGGCAAAAGCUGUUGCAACAGAAGCUAACAAUUCUACUUUUUUCUCCGUGUCAUCUUCUGACCUCGUCUCAAAAUGGUUGGGGGAGAGUGAAAAGUUAGUGAAGAAUCUGUUUCAACUUGCCCGAGAAAACAAGCCUUCCAUUAUCUUCAUUGAUGAAAUUGAUUCUUUGUGUGGUUCCAGAAGUGAAAAUGAAAGUGAGGCCGCUAGACGGAUUAAAACAGAGUUUCUAGUUCAGAUGCAAGGAGUUGGAGUAGACAAUGAUGGAAUUUUAGUUCUGGGAGCUACAAAUAUACCUUGGGUUCUAGAUUCUGCCAUCAGAAGAAGGUUUGAGAAACGCAUUUACAUUCCUUUGCCUGAGGACCAUGCCAGAACAGCCAUGUUUAAGCUUCAUCUGGGGUCCACAGCCAACAGUUUGAACGAAUCAGAUUAUCGAGAGCUCGGAAAACGAACGGAUGGCUAUUCGGGUGCCGAUAUAAGCGUAAUCGUACGAGAUGCCCUGAUGCAGCCUGUUAGGAAAGUUCAGUCAGCCACACACUUUAAAAAAGUGAAAGGCCCGUCGUUGUCCGAUCCGAACGUGUUAGCAGAUCUGUUGACGCCAUGUUCUCCAGGAGAUCCCGGUGCCAUUGAAAUGACGUGGAUGACAGUACCAGGGGAUAAACUACUGGAGCCUGUUGUUUCCAUGGCUGAUAUGCUGAGAUCCUUAGCCAGCACCAAACCCACUGUGAAUGAACACGACCUGGAAAAGCUAAAGAAGUUCACAGAAGACUUUGGACAGGAAGGUUAAUCCAAGGACCGAUUUGACUGUAAAGUUUCUUUCUUUGGAUUUCUUGCCUCUCUGUUGCCAAUAAAUGAAAUCACUUCUUUUCUUUCUACAUGGAAACGAGGAGCUGUUUGCAAGGACCCUUGAGCUUUUUGUAUCUCACUUUCCAGAAAUAUCACUUAAAUAUUGUCUUCUGAAAGCAUGAUACUAGGAUCUUAUGGCAAAGAAGGUAAACAUGUUAUAAAUAUAUUUAAAAAAUUGGCAGCCCUUCCUGGUUUAAUUUGAGUUUUUAUUACAUCAGGUUUUAGGUAGUGUACUAGCCCUAGUUAUAAUAAAUAUUUAUAAACUUCUUCAGGUGUAAAAGAAUGUGACUUGGAAAGGCGGCAUAAGAUCUGUUUGAUUGCCAAAUGUUUUCAGUUUACAUCCGUUUGCCUGGAAAAUAAUUGAUUUUUAAUCAUGCAGCAGAAUUUGGUGACAGUGUAUACUUGUAGUUAAAGAGGAUAAUUUACAAUAAAGUUCAGGAAAUGAGUGGGGAGGGGAUUGGGAGAGAGAGAAACUUAAUAAUGGCCAGUUCUUGUAUCAACACAUUGAUCUGGAGCUUCAGUUUCCCCCCCCCCCUUACUAUGGUGUGGUUGGAGAUUGCCUUAAGCAGCUGCAAGCAUUAUUUUUAAUAACUCAUGAAGAGACACCCGUCACUGUGCAGUCUACCAAUGAAGAUACUUGAUAUGAAAAUACUACAAAGUUCUUCCUCUGUCUGUCUGGUUUUCACCUAGCUUCGCUCUCUGUAGGAGUUUAAGCCAAACAUAAGAACAUACGGGAAGGUUGUAGCCUGGCACUGGUUAGAAGGGAAAGUAAUCCUACAUUUCCUUUCAAAGGAACUUUGGGACCAAAUACAGAAGGGCCUCAUCAGUACCUCUGAUUUACCAAGGGAAGUUGCUCUUACUCAAGGUUGCUUUAUAAAUACCUGAUCUUGCUGUUUUGGAAGUGGGUUAUUUGUCUAAACACACUGUAAUAGUAGUGCAGACUGUUUUCCAGAGGCCUUUGCAAAAGAGUUACGCAUCUUAGGAAAGUGUCUGAAUGUAACUUACGAUGCUGCAGUGUUGGCACUUGGGUUCGUGCCUUGCAAGUUUGACCUGGUUGUAGACAAGAAGCCACUGUAGUAUCAGUAAUGCAGCGCAUUGCAUUAUUGCUUGUAACCACAUCCUGCAGAUGCUUUGUGCAUUACAAAUUUUCCAUGUUUAAUAAGAACUGUAUGGCCACGUUCUCAUAGGCUUUGGUUUCCUUUUUUAUGUACAUAUUUUGUGUACUCUCUAAAGUAGGACAGGUGAAAUUUUGUUUUGGAAUGAAGUAAAAAGUUACAACACAACACAAACUUUUGUUUCUAGAGGUUUUGUUUCUUACUGUCAUUUGAGACAUGUAGAACAUUCUGCUCCAAAUGAUGCAUUGUUAUGGGCUUGGAUCCUGCCUAGAAUUUUCACGAGUGCAAGGCGGGGCAUUCUUGCUGAUUCCCCCCUCCCGUGGGUUCUCUGAUUCCCCCUCCCCCAGCUGUUCCUGAGUAUUCCCCAAGGAUCACCAUUGGGGGAGGGUGGGAUUUUAAGCUGCUGCAGAGAGAAUGAAUUGGACGAAAUUGCCUGCCUCCUCACCCCAUAGGUAUUCUAGGCAGGAUGCAGGCCAUGGUGUUUUGGUGAAAGAAUUUUUGAACAUAUCCUUGAAGUGCACUUUACUUACAGUUCUUCACUGUACUUUGUCAUUUUCAUAGUAUUUCAGUAUUUAUACUAUUGAAACACUUUUCAGAACAGUCUUCUGUCUGUCCUGUUAAUGCAUUGUGUGUGCCUAGCACUCAUCCCACCUAAUUCCAUGCAGCUGUUUCUAGUGCCUGCUGUUUUCAAAAUGUACAUGCUUGGAAGAGCUAAGGACUGAUACUUGAUUGCCAACACUAGUUGAGUUUCCUCUUUUAUUAUUGGUGGCAUUUGACACUUGGAUCAUGUAGGCGGUAGGUCACAAUCCGAGCUCUUCUGUAAUGGCUUAAAUUCCAAAAGAAAAUAAAUUUGGUGUUUAUAAUUCCAUUGGCUUGAAUAACUGCUUGUGAAGAUUUUGUAUUAAAUUACCAGUUUGUGCAGCAUUGUAGUCCGGGGUAUAUUGUGUGAGCUAUAUCCUAAAAAAAAAUUCCCCGCCAUUCAAACGAAAGUGCUCU